AUGCAACAGAAACAAGAAGAGCGUAAGUGGAGUAGUCAGAGCGGAGAAAUGAGUUUGAAGCGGGCACUGUGGGUAAACGAUCGCUAUGCCGUGCGCUGUCGUGGCUGUGAUGCCCGCUUUAACUUCGUUCGGCGCCGCCACCAUUGCCGCAACUGUGGCCAGGUGUUUUGUAGUGAGUGCCUCAUUUCAUCGUCGGCCACGUUUAUCGGGGAAAUCUUUACAGAUGUCGUCUCGUCCAUUGUCGGGCUUCAGCGAGACCCCCUUCUAAAGGUCUGCCAUGUGUGCGACCGCAUUCUUCAGGAGCGUGGCAUAGGGAGACAAAGAAGUUGGCGGAGGGUUCCUCUGCUACGAAAAGGGAUUUCAGAUAAGCCGACAGCAAGUAAAACGGUCGUGAAGCAUGGGCGGGAGGCGGCGGUGGGCCCCGGCACCGCCACUACGGUGGAAGUGGUCUCACUGGGUACCACACAAAGGGUUGAAUUGCCCCCUUCAGUGGGAGAAGGAGUGGGAGUAAUUUCCUCUUUCUCCUUCGAUGAGGGUUGUGCCACGCCCUUCAGAAGCGGAGUCCCGAGUCUUUCUGCGUAUCGGCCUUCCCAGCCACGUCUGCCGACGCAUCCUGAAGAUCCUAAAGAGCAAGAGAUAUCCUACGGGUUGACAGAUACGCCAGUUUACAGCCGAAACAGCAUGACGGAUCGGAUGAAUAAAUUUCUUACGGAGGCACGCAAAUUACGAAUACAUGAGUCUCCGGAAAAGUCGCAGAGUGACCUUUCCACCCGCACAUACACGCCUCACCCCAAGGCGACCUUCCGAAUUGCCGAUGCUCGGUCAUGGCAAGCACAGUUCGCAAAUGUAUUUUCCAAAUCCAUCUUAAAAAGGAACCUUCGGCGUCUUGAAUCACAAAGUUCGUAUCAUUUAAUUAAGCGUGUCUCAAGGCUUUUUAUGAAGGAAGAGGUGUUAUCGUCUUUAGGGGUGGAGACUACAGGGAUGGAUCGCACAAUGUGGAUCGCCGGGUUGUGUGAUAUAUCGUGGCGGAUAGUGUCGCAAUUGCCUAUAGUCCUACAUGAGCGCACUGAGCAACAUUUAGAUGUUAUUUGUAUAGCCGAUGGGCAGUUUGUUGAAACGGAAAUUAUCACUGGAGUGGCAUUCAUACAAAAUGUUGCUUUUAAACGAAUGAAAACAUAUGUGAAGACACCACGUAUACUUCUCUUAUCCGGUGAAGUGGGUAAAAACCCCAAACCAGGGACGGACCUCUUGGAGUAUGUAGAGGGAUAUGAAGGCCAUUUGGAUACGCAAUAUCAUCGUAUCCACAUCUGGCGACCCUCCGUUAUUGUUGUACAGGGUAAUAUGCACCAUUAUUU
This is a messenger RNA of Trypanosoma cruzi, 1355 nucleotides long. Its product is annotated as phosphatidylinositol (3,5) kinase, putative. Lineage: Eukaryota; Euglenozoa; Kinetoplastea; Trypanosomatida; Trypanosomatidae. The record is from RefSeq and is a predicted model, not a curated record. Gene Ontology annotation, cellular component: endosome membrane. The annotation marks the transcript as partial. Gene Ontology annotation, molecular function: metal ion binding; 1-phosphatidylinositol-3-phosphate 5-kinase activity. The transcript has a single exon. Gene Ontology annotation, biological process: phosphatidylinositol phosphate biosynthetic process.